Molecule: messenger RNA, 1892 nt
Organism: Megalopta genalis
Lineage: Eukaryota; Metazoa; Arthropoda; Insecta; Hymenoptera; Halictidae
Product: segmentation protein paired
Biological process (GO): anatomical structure development; regulation of transcription by RNA polymerase II
Molecular function (GO): DNA-binding transcription factor activity, RNA polymerase II-specific; RNA polymerase II cis-regulatory region sequence-specific DNA binding
Source: RefSeq, a predicted model, not a curated record
AGUUCGUCGAACGACUCCACGUUUGCUCGACGAGCCAGGUAUAUUCCAAGGACCGAUACGUGGGUGGGGAUAUACGCAUCCGACAGGAGGGUCCUGGAGGCUGGACCGCGUGGAAUCCGAGGACUGCUUGCUACCGAUCCUCGCGGAGAUCGUGUGACAGUGACAGUUCGUCGUCCUCGUGAUCCGAGGAUACCGAUCAGUGCGAUAUCCUGGCCGUGUCGCGUCGAGAUAACGCGUAUCGCGGAAGCCGAACAUCGACGAGCUCGCAAAGUGUUGCCACGGUGAUCCAUCUAUCGUUUCGUGAUACUUACCGAUCCUACGGAGAUCUGUGCGGGGUGAAACACGGCUUUCGUGCCGGGUUUGUGGAGGCUGGGAGCGCGGACGCGCUGAGAUGACGGUGACCACGAACUUUUCGAUGAUGCGACCCUGCUUCACUGGAUACCCCUUUCAAGAUUUGGGAUCGAUACCGGGUCAGGGCCGCGUCAAUCAGCUCGGCGGUGUCUUCAUCAAUGGACGCCCUUUGCCGAAUCAUAUCCGAUUGAAGAUCGUCGAGAUGGCCGCUGCCGGGGUCAGGCCGUGCGUCAUAUCAAGACAAUUGAGGGUGUCUCACGGUUGCGUCUCGAAGAUUCUGAACCGGUACCAGGAAACCGGAAGCAUCAGGCCGGGCGUGAUCGGCGGUAGCAAACCGAGGGUAGCCACGCCGGAAGUCGAGGCCAGGAUCGAGGAGUACAAGCGCGACAAUCCCGGGAUAUUCUCUUGGGAAAUUCGCGAUCGUCUGAUCAAGGAGGGAAUCUGCGACAGGACCAGUGCUCCCAGCGUUUCCGCGAUCUCCAGGCUACUGAGGGGUCGGGAUCCCGAGGACGAGACUAAGCUAGGAGACGGCAAAGCCAGCUCCGGCUCGGAUUGCGAGAGCGAGCCAGGGAUCCCCCUGAAGAGGAAGCAGAGAAGGUGUAGGACCACCUUCACGGCCCACCAGCUGGACGAGCUGGAAAGGGCCUUCGAGAGGACCCAAUACCCGGACAUCUACACCAGAGAGGAGCUGGCCCAAAGAACCAAGUUAACGGAGGCUAGGAUACAGGUCUGGUUCAGCAACAGGAGAGCCAGGCUCAGGAAGCAAUUAUCUUCGACGACUUCCGGCGGCUACGUUAGCUCCGUGGCUUAUCCUGCUGCGUCCUACGUCCUCCAUCCUCCGGCUGCACCGCAUCCUCACACCGCGGCCACCGUACCUUCGAACCACCCUCAUGCUCAUCCCCAUGGACAGACUCUGCCUGACACAACUUUCUCCUCCAGUCAAGUUCCGGAGCUAUACUCGUCCCACCACGCCAGCAUGUCUCAUCAACUGGCGUCCGAGUCGACCCGCCUGCCUUCGUCGGUCGGGUCGGCACCCGGUUACGGCUUGCCACCAUCGGUGACAUAUCCCAGCACCCUGCUGCCUGCGACGGCUUCGACCAGCGCCAACCACAUGACCCACCAAGCAUCUCCGGCGGCCUCGGCUUCGUCCACUUAUCAACAACCCAGCAGCCAUCAGCUCCCUCCCACCCCGAACUCCCUGGUGACCAUGAUGGGUCCCAAUUCCGGCAACUCGAACCCUUCCUCCGACCAUUUGACCCCCUCCGACCUUCCCAUCGGCUCUGCCUCCCCUGUGCAGCAGCAGCAGCAACAACAGCAGCAACAAACCAGUCAAGGGAACACCUCGCCCUCUUGGAACCUGCCAAUCCCCGGUGGCGGAAGGGUGGGACUCCCUAGCCCCCCUUCCAGCCUACAGCAACCCCAUGCGCACACCAGCCAUCCCCAUCAAGCCUUCGCCAGCCAUUACGGUGCUCAAGGCUUCCAACAACCACCGAGACCUACCCCUCACCAACCAUUCUACAGCUGGUACUGAGGUCCUUCGA